AACAGUCACCACCUAUCAUGCCAAUGCGACUACGUCUGGCCGUCCACGGCCUUCGCCAUGACCGUGUUUUCCACCUCGUUGCGAUAAAUCAACGAACUCGCCGCAAUGGAAAACCUACAGAGCUUCUCGGUAUCUACGAUCCUCGCGUGAAGCCUGGAGGGAAGGAUCACAAAACAAUGGAAUGGAGUGUCGGCAGGAUUCGUUAUUGGCUAGAUGUUGGGGCUAUACCAAGCAAAUCUGUCGUCAAACUGCUUACUAUGGGAAAUAUUCUCAAGUCUGAGUCGCCGUAUCACCCCAAAUCAACGAGUGACAUGUCACCGCCUACUUCGACACCCUCAUCGUCUUCUUUAGCAUCUUCCCAUCCCGUUCAGCCAAAAUCAUAGCAGUCCGACAAUAGCCUAUUCACCUUUGCGGUUAAGCGCAAACCUACGAGCUACUUUUCCCCCCAUACAUAUCAUUGAUUGGACAGUAGUUCCACAAUAUCUUCAUGCCCAGCGGUCUGGGCUAACUCUAGAGGUGUCAUGUCGUCUGGGUCCUAUGCAAAAAUGUACUUCAGUACCCAAAUAAAGAUAUGAAAAUCCACUAUUCACCUUUAUAGAUGUGUCGGCACCU
This is a messenger RNA of Lentinula edodes (shiitake mushroom), 612 nucleotides long. Its product is annotated as ribosomal protein S16 domain-containing protein. Gene Ontology annotation, biological process: mitochondrial translation. Lineage: Eukaryota; Fungi; Basidiomycota; Agaricomycetes; Agaricales; Omphalotaceae. The record is from RefSeq and is a predicted model, not a curated record. The transcript has 2 exons. Gene Ontology annotation, cellular component: mitochondrial small ribosomal subunit; ribosome. Gene Ontology annotation, molecular function: structural constituent of ribosome. Bases 18 to 383 code for a protein of 121 amino acids.